UAAGAAACUUGUCAAACUUUCAAAAAUGAAGGACUGUGAGGUGCUGAAAAAAUGGUUGCACAGCAUCAAAAACCAUGUUUACUGGAGUGCGAUUUCCUCUGAGUCUGGGCCAGAAAAGGUGGCGAAGUGGAAUUCACUGCAGAACCACAUCCAAAAUGUACAUGUUCAUGAGAACCACCUCUUCCCCAAGUGUGAACACCCAGACAAAGUUUCCAGGGAUCCAAAAAAAUGGAUCCAACCAGGAUCAAUAGCGCUCCAUAAAGUGGAAAAGCUAUUAUACAACAAGAGAGUUCUCAAGGAUAUAGAAAAGCUCAGCCACAACUUUCAGACGUCAUCACUGGAGGCUUUCCACAGUCUGAUUUUGCGUUUUGCCCCAAAGAACGUGAUUUUCCCUUUCAUAGGAAUGUUGUGCAGGCUGUAUCUUGCAGCAAUGCACUAUAAUGAAAAUGCUAACCGUGAGCAGGCAACAACAACUGAAGGACAGGCUGUGUAUAAGAUCGUUUUUCCAAAGUCCAAAAAAGGGGAAUGCACAGCAAAGCCAGUGAAAAUAGAACCAACAUACAACUAUGUGGAUGACCUUAUGAGCCUUCUGUUACAUAAAGUCUUUGUGGACCCCAAGCCAUAUGCGGAAGAGCUGCAUGCAAUCCCCAUUCCACCUCCUCUGUCAUCACAGUAUGAAAAACCUUCCAAAGAAGAGGUGAUUGCCCAGCGUGUGUCACAAUUCAGUCGAGGGGUGGCCGGAACCCAACAUACUGUCCCGCUGGAUCAGGAAACUGUAGACGGAUCCGGUUAACAACACAUGAGGGGAUGACAACCCUCACACUACGUCCUAGGUAGCCCCAGCACCAGCUGACAAAGCUGCGAUAGGCCAGAUAACGG
This is a messenger RNA of Carassius carassius (crucian carp), 879 nucleotides long. RefSeq lists its product as uncharacterized. The record is from RefSeq and is a predicted model, not a curated record. Lineage: Eukaryota; Metazoa; Chordata; Actinopteri; Cypriniformes; Cyprinidae. The transcript is spliced from 4 exons. Bases 26 to 793 code for a protein of 255 amino acids.